Molecule: messenger RNA, 1442 nt
Organism: Selaginella moellendorffii
Lineage: Eukaryota; Viridiplantae; Streptophyta; Lycopodiopsida; Selaginellales; Selaginellaceae
Product: plant intracellular Ras-group-related LRR protein 1
Exons: 4
Coding region: 27-1367 (446 amino acids)
Molecular function (GO): protein binding
Source: RefSeq, a predicted model, not a curated record
UGAUCGUUUUCUAGGGUUUUUGGUAAAUGGAAUUGGAAGAGGUUGUAAGCGAGAGGUACAAGACGCCCGAGGCGAUGGCGCUGCUCAACGUGGCGGAAAUUCGCGAGAAAAUCCGGGCACUGGGGCCGCGGCCCGAUCCCCAGGAGGUUGAGGACGCGCGCCAGGCGCUCGCCGCGUCGAAUGUGUCGCUCGCGCAAGCUCUGGAGUCGAUCGCCUUGGAAGAUCUUGAGGCUAAGGCUGAGGAGGAGAAGGCCGCGCGGGACGCCGCGGAGCGAGAGAGAUUGCCGUUGAGGGCGAUUCUCCAGCUUGAUGAGCUCCAUCGCUUGUACGGGAAUUUGCUCAAGGAUGCCGAGGCUCUUCUCGAGAAGAAUUCUUCGGUUCCAGUGAAGGAAGAGGGGCAAGGGCAGAAUCUUGCGGCAAGCCGGCUGCUAGACGAGGCCGCGGAGAAAAAAUUGUCCGAGCUAAAUCUUUGCAACCAGUCCCUCCAGUUGGUCCCGGAAUCCAUUGGGAGGAUUUCUUCGCUGGUGGAUCUCAACUUAUCCACGAACCAGAUCGAGGUACUUCCAGAUGCUAUUGCUGGCCUGGCGAAUCUCGAAAGGCUCCAGGUGCAGUCCAACCGUCUUCGAAUUCUUCCAGACUCUAUUGGCUUGAUGAAGAACCUCAAGUACUUGAACUGCUCCAGGAACCAGCUAAAGCAGCUUCCAGAGAGGAUUUCUGGAUGCAGUGCGUUGAUCGAGCUCAAUGCCGACUUUAACAAGAUCGAGUAUCUCCCCUCGAGCUUUGGACGAGGAAUGGAUUCCCUGGAGCGACUCUCUCUCCAACUCAACUCUCUCACGUACCUUCCACCGACGCUGUGCGAGGUAAAAACUCUCAAACACCUCGACCUUCACUUCAACAAGCUCAGAUCACUCCCAAGAGCCAUCGGCAACUUAACCCGCCUGGAAACUCUCGACGCCAGCAGUAACUUCAGCGAUCUCACCGCUCUUCCAGAAUCCAUGGCCGACUUGGUCUCGCUCACACACCUCGACCUCCGCUACAACCAGAUCCGCGAGCUCCCGCUCUCCUUCGGCAGGCUGACCAACAUCAAAACACUGGAGCUGGACGAGAACCCACUCGUGGAUCCGCCGCUGGAGAUCGUCCAGCAGGGAACUCCAGCCACGAUGAAGUACCUGGCCUAUCGAUUGGAAGCGAGCUUGCUCAAGGCCAUUGAGGAGGAGAAGUUGCGAAGCUCCCAGCAGCCAAGCUCUCCUUCGUGGAUUCCAGCGGCGGCGCAAGGAUGGGUCUCUGGAGUUUACUCCAAUAUCACGAGCUAUCUUACCAGUCCCAAAGCUAGCGGCAAAGAGGACUACCUGGAGCAGCAACUAUGAGAGUGGACACGCGUCACAAAUGUAGCUACACAUAAGUGCUUUACAUUGACUUAUAUAUUGACUCUCGUUUACUUU